AUGAUAGCAACGCUUGACAGUGCAGGAAUGCGGCAUGUGACGACUGCAACUCCUGCACCGUCGAUUCUUGCAAUGCAAGCGUUGGAUAUGCCUAUUCAACAAUCAGCUGUAACAACUACAACGGCUACACCGUCGAUUCGAUUCGUGCAGUGCAAUCGUUUUAUGUGCGAUGUACAAAUUCGAAGGUCCACUGUGAUGAUUAGAAUACUGGUACAGUCGAGUCCUGCAAUCGAAGCCUUGGAUGCGCCUGAUCAACAAUCAGCUUUGACGACUAGAACGCCUGCUCCGUCUACUCGUGCCAUACAAGCGUUGGGUGUAGCCAUUCGACAAUUAGCUUUACCGAUAGUAAUGCUUGAAACGCCGAUUUGUGCGUUACAAGUGUUGGAUGGGGCCAUCAUAGUAUCAGCUGUGAUGACUACAACGCCUGCACAGUCGAUUCCUGGAAUGCAAGCGGCGGAUGUACCCAUUCAACAAGCAGCUGUAACGAUAGCAAUGCUCGCACCGACGAUUUGUCCUCUCCGUCGAAAGGUUGUUUGUUCACUCCUACAACUUGUAACGAUAACACCGCCUGCACGGCCGCUUCGUGCAAUGUACCGAUUCUCAGCUCGAAUGUCGACAAAAUAUUCGCCGACUGCGCUAGUUCUCUUUACCGUAGAGACAACUUUGGUGGCAGUCUUGCAGUUUAUUGGUCAUUGUUAG
Molecule: messenger RNA, 699 nt
Organism: Didymodactylos carnosus
Lineage: Eukaryota; Metazoa; Rotifera; Eurotatoria; Philodinida; Philodinidae
Source: the annotation of a GenBank genome assembly